CUUCUGUUGGCACCAUGUCAUCCAGCCGCCUUCGAGCAACGCUCUUCCGAGCGUUGUACGUUAUUCCCCCAGCCUUGGUGUUUCUGAAAUUUGGCUACACGAUUGGUUCUGUAAAUGGCCGCUCAAUGCAGCCCACCUUCAACCCAGACAGUAGCGGGCUCCGCAAAGACUGGGUGCUCCUCGACCGCUUCUCCCCAGCCUGCGGCAAAUACAAUGUCGGGGAUGUUGUAAUACUCUCGUCACCGUCGAACCCAGAAAUGAAGCUGAUAAAGCGGAUCGUGGCACUUGGUGGCGAUGCUAUCAGACCAAGGCAUGGGCCAGGGGAAGGCGUGGCACCAGGAAGCUGGAUACUAAAAUCCCAAGUUGAUGAGUAUGUUAGAAUUCCCAAAGGCCACUGUUGGGUGGAGUCAGAUGAGCCUUAUAGAGGACUCGAUAGCAAUGUCUUUGGACCAGUGCCCCUGGGACUCAUUGAUGCCCGUGUAGACCGGGUUAUAUGGCCUUUGGAUCGCUUUCACAAGAUUCCUCGAAUAUUACCGAAACCUGGACGGGUGGUCAAAUCGGGGAGAUUGACAUUUGAAUUUGAUGACGCCGAUGAUGCGAAGAUGGUACCGAUUUGGAAAACGUGAGGUUCGGAUAUUCCUGGAUUUGUACAUAACUGGGGGAAUUUGAACCGGCUAGUGAGGCGAGGUCUGCGGAACGAAUAAGUCGCACACGCUGUUUCGUAGCCCUUCGCUUUAGUUGCUUGAGUUCCCCCGUAUCCCUGUGUAAUUUAAUUGCCAACUUUCCGAUUGUAAAAGCCAUGUAUGGAUGUUUAUUACUGUACACGUUGAGAUACUGCAGACUUGGGCCUUACUACUUUGCGC
Molecule: messenger RNA, 863 nt
Organism: Spizellomyces punctatus DAOM BR117
Lineage: Eukaryota; Fungi; Chytridiomycota; Chytridiomycetes; Spizellomycetales; Spizellomycetaceae
Product: signal peptidase I
Exons: 3
Coding region: 15-626 (203 amino acids)
Biological process (GO): mitochondrial respiratory chain complex assembly
Cellular component (GO): mitochondrial inner membrane peptidase complex; membrane
Molecular function (GO): serine-type endopeptidase activity
Source: RefSeq, a predicted model, not a curated record